Limulus polyphemus (Atlantic horseshoe crab) is the source of this 2210-nucleotide messenger RNA. RefSeq names its product potassium voltage-gated channel protein Shaker-like. The transcript is spliced from 3 exons. Bases 44 to 1597 code for a protein of 517 amino acids. Lineage: Eukaryota; Metazoa; Arthropoda; Merostomata; Xiphosura; Limulidae. Gene Ontology annotation, molecular function: protein binding; delayed rectifier potassium channel activity. Gene Ontology annotation, cellular component: membrane; voltage-gated potassium channel complex. Gene Ontology annotation, biological process: protein homooligomerization; potassium ion transmembrane transport. The record is from RefSeq and is a predicted model, not a curated record.
CCAGAGUUUAAGUUUUCCGAUUUUAAAGAAAAAGUUUGCAAGAAUGGUAAAACAGCUGGAUCUGACAUGGUCACUUCCCAAGCUCAGCGGUGAUGAAAUUGGAAUAGAUUGUUCUAGCUUUCCCUCUCAUUUCGACUCUGGCCAUUUAGCUGAUACAGGAAAUUUUGAGCCCAUUCCACAUGACCAUGAUUUUUGCGAGCGGGUAGUAAUCAACAUUAGUGGACUUCGAUUCGAGACCCAACUUCGCACACUCAACCAAUUUCCCGACACACUUCUGGGUGACCCUGCCCGCCGAAUUAGAUACUUUGAUCCGCUCCGUAAUGAAUAUUUUUUCGAUCGCAACCGACCCAGUUUCGACGCAAUCCUAUACUAUUAUCAAAGUGGUGGAAGACUAAGAAGACCAGUUAAUGUACCUCUAGACGUAUUUGCUGAGGAAAUAAAGUUUUUUGAACUUGGAGAGAUGGCUUUCAACAAGUUUCGUGAGGACGAAGGUUUUAUUAAAGAGGACGAAAAACCACUUCCAAAAAAUGAGUUCCAAAGAAAAGUCUGGCUUCUGUUCGAAUACCCUGAAAGCUCCCAGGCCGCACGAGUCAUCGCCAUAAUUUCUGUAGUGAUAAUUCUUCUCUCCAUUGUGACGUUCUGUUUAGAGACAUUACCAUUGUUCAAGCACUACAAGAUCUCCAACACCACAGACGGUAUUCUACGUAUUGCAGAAAACGAAGUGCCAAAAAUAACCGAACCGUUCUUUGUUAUUGAAACUGGUUGUAUAAUUUGGUUCACCUUUGAAUUGCUGGUACGUAUGUUAGCCUCACCUAAUAAACUGUCUUUCUGUAAAGACGUGAUGAAUUCAAUAGAUUUGAUGGCCAUCAUCCCAUACUUUAUCACACUGGGGACUGUGGUGGCAGGAGACAGUCACAAGACACCUGGAAUGUGGAACGAGAGAGGAAGUAACAAUCAGGCUAUGUCUUUAGCCAUCCUUCGAGUCAUUAGAUUAGUAAGGGUUUUCAGAAUUUUCAAAUUAUCUAGGCAUUCUAAAGGUUUGCAGAUUUUAGGGCGGACGCUGAAAGCUAGUAUGAGAGAACUGGGUCUGCUUAUUUUCUUUCUUUUCAUUGGAGUUAUUCUCUUCUCCAGUGCAGUAUACUAUGCAGAAGCAGAUUCUGACAGGUCUUACUUCAAAUCAAUUCCGGACGCCUUUUGGUGGGCUGUUGUAACGAUGACAACGGUUGGAUAUGGUGAUAUGCGACCGGUAGGGGUCUGGGGAAAACUUGUUGGCUCACUUUGUGCCAUUGCAGGUGUAUUGACAAUCGCUCUUCCAGUGCCAGUGAUCGUAUCUAAUUUCAAUUAUUUCUAUCAUCGCGAGACUGACCAGGAGGAGAUGCAGUCUCACAACUUCAAUCACGUGACAUCAUGCCCUUACCUUCCAGGCACAGUAGGCUACAAAAUGAGGAGAGACUCGUGGGAUGAGAGUGAUGAUGGGGAAAUGGUGGAAUUAGAAGAAGGAGUCUUCAUUGGUGUGAAAAAUCUACAAAAUAAGCCCAACUGUGUUUCACGAUCAUUAAAGCAUGCCAACCCUGUGUCCAUCGAAACUGACGUAUGAGAACCUUAAGCCUUAUUAGGAUCUCAAGUCGCAGUAAUGUUAUCUAACUUGCAGGUUGUGCGUCAGUAAAGAUGUGAAUCGAGUUUUGAACUUACUUGCUGGACUUCGAGUUCUGCCACCACAAUGUACAUGUAAUUGUGUGUAAACGCCACGUUUCCUGCUAGUGGAACGUCAUAUUAAAAAAGAAUACUCCUAAUUUCCUCGUUUCCCAUCCAAUUCCAGAGGGAUGUGAGCACAGCUUUGUGAAACCCACCAGCUGCACCUACGACGGUAGACUUGGCAACCUAUCGUUUCAACUAGGUCUGUUUUAUUCCAAUCAAUACAAAGUUUACAGCCCCAAGCAAUUGGUAGAUAAUAUUACACGUUUCUAAACGUCACUAAGCACGUGUCAGACAUUCAACCUGACGUAUCGAGUGUACUCACGUGUCAGUCGUCCAAUGAAAAGAGGGUUUUCAGAGUUGUGCGUUCAUCGCAAUGGCUUAGGGUUCACUCUAAGUACACUCACCAAAGAAAAGGACAUCGCGGGUUUAAUAUACAAACCGUUCAACUUAUAGAGAUGAAACUGAUAUCAAUCAAUUAAUUCGCUACAAAAUCAAAAAAUAAAGAAAUUAUA